GUGCCUAAACUUAAACUAGACCGAUUCAUCACACCUAUUCGGCCACUAUAUAUAACAUCCGUGAUUUCUCCUUACCAAAAAAAAAUAAAAAAAAUCCGCGGCUACUCGACCUUGGAAGGAAGUGGGUCAGUGCCGCCGCUAGUUCCAUCGUUUUCGUCUUUACCUUAUUUAUUUAUUUUUUCUUUUUUAACUUUUCCGAUCAGUUAAUAACUUUACUCUCAACUCCGAUUCCGAUUCAUGGACAACACCGAUCAAAUCACACCGUAUCCGUCAACAGAAAGAGGCGCCGGCGGUAAACUUAGAAAACCACCGCCGAGAAAACCACCUGCUAGUCCUUACGCUCGUCCUUCAUCAUCAUCAACAACAACUAACCGCCGAUGGAUUUCAAAGCUCGUCGAUCCUGCCUAUCGCAUCAUCGCUGGUGGAGCCACUCGUUUUCUUCCUUCGUUUUUCUCCACUUCCGAUUCCGCUUCUACUCCUGUUAAUCCUUCCUCUUCCAACGAAGAAGUUCAAGAAGCAGGUAAAUGGAGAACUGGUGAACAGCACAAUGAAGAUAAUCUGCUAAAAAGCAAUUUACAUAUCCUGCCAUCUGAAUUAUCUAAAAUGGCAAAUACUGGUGAUGGUGGUAGCAGUAAGCUAAACAACAGUUUUGACUUUGAUAUGCCCAGCCACGUUCAAAAAGAAGAGCAACAUGAGAAUAAUAAGUUUUCAGAUAUUGAGCAACUGUUGAAAGGGAAAAAAUUCACUAGAGAUGAAUUCGAUCAUAUAGUGGGGCUUUUGAAUUCAAGAGCAAUCGACGUUUCUAAUGGUGAACAAAGAAAGGAAAAUACAAAUUUGACUUCUAGGCAAGAUGAUGGGGGGCUUGUAGUGGCAGACAAGCUUCCAAAGGUUUUCAAUGAACGAAGGCAUGAAGAAUCAAAUGGCGUCAUACGGGAAAGCUCAACACCUUGCGUGUCAAAAGGUCGAGAUGAAUUUGGUGCUUCACCAGUAGAGAUUGCUAGAGCAUAUAUGGAUUCUCGAGCAUCUGAAGCAGGUCCCAGUUCUAAGAACAUGAUUCAAACUGUCGAAAGCACAAUGCUCUGUAAUGGUGAAGCUGCAAUGAAAUUAUGUGAUCCAUCACCAUCAAAAAAGUCACCAACAUGCUGGCCAGGUGCUGUUGUGCACGAUGCUUACACAACACCACAAACUCAGGGAAGCAAAUAUGGACUUCUUAAUCAUGCACGGACUCCUUAUUCCAGAACUCUAUUAAUGAAGUCCAAGUCCAAGUUGAUCCAUCCCCCUCAAGGAAAUUACAGCCACAUUUCAUCAACUCCCCUCCGUCAAUCACAGACAAGUCUGUAUCUGAAGGACAAAUCUGAAGUUGGUGCAUCAGAAAGUGGAUAUGGAUCUGUUGGACCUAUUCGUCGAACUAGGCAUAAGGUUGCUCUACGAUCGACUCCACAGAGACCAGCAUAUUCAUCUACUCCACAGAGACCAGCAUAUUCAUCUAUGAAUUCUUCACAAAGACAAAAUUCCAGUUUUAUUGAAUAUUCAAAUUCUACUGUUGCUACAAGCACGGGUCCUGGUAGGAUGAGCAGUACUCGUAAGCCACUGGGCUUUGAGCACAGUGUUCCAACAGUACACAUGCAUACUAGUUUGAUGGCUAAGAAGAUAUUAGAGCAUAUUGAUAGAAGCGUUCCCACUCCUAAGGAGAAAUCUGCUGAGCUGAAGCUAGCAACUAAAUGGAAGAAUCCUGAAUCUUCUGUUAAUACAAGUACUAUCUUUUCAAAUGAAUAUAAUGGCUUGGUUAAACUAAAAGACGUUAGUCCUUGUAAAUAUGACGAGCUUGGUGGAAUGAAUUCUACUCUAAGAAAUGAAAAUGAAGGGAGCCGCAAUGUUGAUAUUCAACCUAGGGAGAGUGCUGAUAAAUCUAUUGACAUCACAAAAGAAGGGACUUUGGCAUCUGACCUGAAUGUUCACAACAGCAUCCCCAGACUCACCAUUGACGGGACUACACAAAAUUUUGGUAGUUCUCAAAUGUUUCCAAUGAAGUCGACUUACGAGGAUGGUCUGAUGGCUCUGUCAAGUGGCGGUCGGUAUCCUUCAUUAGUAAAUCAAGAAAAGAAGACUGCGGCCAAUAAUGCCGCUAGUAAACCAGUUUUAGCUCCUAUUUCCGUCAAGAAGCCUGAAUCAAACUGGACUUUAGCAUCUGAUAACACCUCGGGAUUUACCUUUCCUGUUACAGCACCGUCUUCUGUAUUCUCUGAACCGCCAACACCAUCCAUCAUGCCAUUAUUAGUCUCUACUGGUAAUAAGCACCAACCACAAGAAAUACCUACUCAAUUGUCAUACAGUUUUGGUAUUAAAAAGUCGAAUCCAGCAGUAGUAUUUUCCUUUCCAUCCACAAGCAAUAUAGUUCAUAAUGACGAUGGAGUCAUAAAGUAUAACUUUGGUUCAACUGAUAAGGCAAGGCUGUCGUUUUCAUUUGGAAAUACUGCUGUCAACUGUUGAGUUUAGCAAACAAAUGAGGUUCUGAAAAUUGUCCCAGCUAUUUUUUUCUUCUCAUUGUUGUAUUUUUACACUUUAACAGGCUAUGAGCAGAUUUAGUACUUUGUUUUUGCUUUUGUUAUUGAGGUAAAUAUGACAAAAAUGAAGUGAUUCGAGGCAAUGAGACAGUCAUCUGAAAGCCUUUGUAAUUUUACCUACUUACCUAUAAAAUUCGGUGAUCUG
Trifolium pratense (red clover) is the source of this 2709-nucleotide messenger RNA. RefSeq names its product nuclear pore complex protein NUP1. The transcript is spliced from 8 exons. Gene Ontology annotation, cellular component: nuclear envelope. Bases 238 to 2490 code for a protein of 750 amino acids. Gene Ontology annotation, biological process: nuclear membrane organization. The record is from RefSeq and is a predicted model, not a curated record. NCBI's taxonomy places the organism in Eukaryota, Viridiplantae, Streptophyta, Magnoliopsida, Fabales, Fabaceae.